Messenger RNA from Bacidia gigantensis, 1188 nucleotides. RefSeq lists its product as uncharacterized. The record is from RefSeq and is a predicted model, not a curated record. The coding region runs from base 1 to 1188 and encodes 395 amino acids. The transcript is spliced from 4 exons. Gene Ontology annotation, molecular function: O-methyltransferase activity. Lineage: Eukaryota; Fungi; Ascomycota; Lecanoromycetes; Lecanorales; Ramalinaceae.
AUGGAGGUCGACUCGGCGGACAAAUCGUACAUUCGGGAGCUUGUCAAGAGAUUGAAUGCGAUUGUCGAUACUCCAGGUGAAUUGAGCGAAUCUAGCAUGAAUUCAGUACUCGAAUUAUCCAAGGUCUUGAUGAAUGCGGCCGACAAAUCAGUCGAAGCCGGUUGUGAUCCGGCAAUGGCGCUGCAGCACAACCUUGUCGCCUGCCUGAAGAUAGCAACAGAUCUGAAGAUUUUCGAUACUCUUACCGCGCAGAGUGGCAAAUCCUGGACAGCGGCACAACUGGGCAAGCCGUUGAAUGCUGAUUCCCAACUCAUCGUACGAAUCAUGAGGGUAAUGACGGCGGCUGGCUUCGCCAAAGAGACUGGAAUAUCCACAUACGCCUCUACACCCAAGAGUGAGAUAAUGACGAGACCUCAGAGUACAAGGGGUCUCUCGCAUGCCUUCAGCACAAACAUCCAGAUCUCACAAAAAUCUCCAGAGUUCUUCCGGAGGAUUGGAUAUAGAAGCACGACGAUGUCGGAACAGACACCGUUUCAGUACGCUUAUGAUACCGAGGAUACCUAUUACGAGAGGAUGGAGAAGAAGCCAGAAAUAGCGCAGAAUUUCAGUGGUGGAGUAAGAGCGACACGUGGGACUUGGCUGGAAUGGUUUCCUGUCCAAAAAGAACUACUUGAGGGCGCCAGGGACGAUCCUAAUGCUGUACUCAUGGUAGACCUGGGUGGUGGUCGAGGCAGGGACCUCGCAGCCUUCAAAGCUCAAUUCCCCGAUGCUCCGGGCAGAUUUGUUCUGGAGGACCAACAACAUACCUUGGACAGCACGGAUGUGCAGGGAAUCGAAAAACUAAGCCACGACUUCUUCACUGCCCAGCCCGUGAAGGGUGCACGGUUUUACCACACCCACUACAUCUUGCACAACUGGGAUGACGAGAAGUCCAUUCUGAUCCUCAAGCAAAUUGCAUCGGCGAUGACCAAGGGGUAUUCGAAGGUGAUUUUGAAUGAGUGGAUACUUCCAGAUAUGGGAUGUAGUUUGUAUGAAGGAUUGAUAGACAUCCAGAUGUUGAUGGCCUUUACAGGCAUGGAGCGAACCAGAGGCCAAUGGCAGUCAAUUAUAGAGGCAGCCGGAUUGAAAUUGACUAAAUUCUGGAUGCCGCCAGGAUAUGGGGAAGGGAUCAUUGAAGCGUCUUUGUAG